AGCAGAAACAGCGGAGGCCCUUGAAGAAAAUUGUUGAAGCCUUAGUUCAUUUUCAGUUCGCUUCUCCGACAAACAAGGACACAAUGUUGUUCUCUGGAUCUUGUGCGUUUUUUCUUUUACUCUUAAAAUACCAGUUUAGCGUGUCUUUGGCGAAUGAACCAAUGUGCUCAAAAUUUGCUUAUGAUGAGCAACUUUUAGAGAAAAUGAUAAGGCAGGAAAUAAAAGUAGAAAUGAUGCAGAAUGAUAUUAAGAAAACCCAAGAAGCUGUUUCCAUUACGCUGGAGGAAAUUAAGAAAACUAGUGUAGAGGUGUCCAAAACACUGGAGUCCUUGCAGAACAAUGCCACGGAGGUGAUAAAAGGAAUCAUCCGCGACAAAGAAAUAAACGAAGAAAUACUGAGAAAAACAUUUGAAGAACAACGGAAUAAUUUCACAACUGAUAUGGAAGAAGGAAGGAAAAUGUUAAAAGAACUUUCAGAAAACAUGAAAAAGCCUUCCGUUGCAUUCUUUGCACACAAUGUGGUAGAUCGUAAGCUUGACAUGACAGACAAGACCAUCAUAUUUACCACAGCAACGACCAAUGAAGGGUCAGGAUAUGACACUUCCACUGGGAUCUUCACAACACCUGUCGGGGGAUUGUACCAAUUUAUUGUUAACUAUUGUACAUACAACAAGCAACAUUCACCUCUUGCGUUGGUACUAUCAGGAAACGUGAUUGCUCGGUCGUCAGAUUAUGAGGCAGACUACUAUACUUGCAGUUCCUUUUUUGCAGUUAUAAGAGUGAAAUCGUCAGAAAAGAUAUGGGUUAAAUGUUUGGCUGGCUAUUCCGGUCGUUCUUUAUAUAAAGACAGUUGGAUGAUGAACUCUUUCGCUGGAAUUCUUAUCAACAAAUAGAACAUUCAUAACCAACAUUCAUAUCACAUAGCAAAAUGUUUGAAUACAGUAUAACUUAACUGAAUUGACAAUUAAAAGGCUUGAAGUUAAUAUACAUGAUAAAGUUCUAAGCUUAUUGCUUAAUUAAAUAUCUUACAAUUUUUGGGUUUCGAGAAAGAUGGGUCAGCAAGAAUGGUCCUUGGUAUUUCCUGUGAAUCACUGUUUAUAAGUAACUCUAAAUAUAGUUUCGAACUUUCAAAACAAUACAAGGCUGAUGAAUUUAUCUUCAAUAUAUUUGAAUUAUACGUCUUGUUAUAAUGUAGAUUUGUAUUAUCAUAUAAAGAAUUUACAUUUACGCAUUUUUUUUUCAAUAUAGGUAACAUACAUUUGCUAAUUAGAAAAAAUGACAAUGAAAGUAAAAUUGUCUGACAUCAGUAUCUGUAAUAAUGGUUUAUUUCAUUAACUUUGCACAUCAGUAGUUAUGUUUAACACAAUAAUGAAUAAAAUAAUUUGUAACAUUUAAGCAUAGUUUUGAAAGGGUCAUUAAUUGAAAAAGGAAAUUGUAGUGUAAAUCAACAUUAUAUUUAAAGGUUGGUUAAAAAAAGAGUCACAUAAAAUCCAAGACGUUAACCAUGUAUAUGUUCUGUGAUAUUUAUUCGUUUGACUGACUAUUGAAUAUAUCUUCACAAAAUAUGGUGCAAUUUCAUGUACUUUCAAAGGCGGAACGGAUUUGUGACAUUUGUGUUGAAUUAGUGUUUUUGUGUUCACAUGCUUUUGUAUAAUAUAUCACAAUAAAAUGUAUAAGAUUUUCUCGCAAACGUU
Molecule: messenger RNA, 1694 nt
Organism: Ruditapes philippinarum (Manila clam)
Lineage: Eukaryota; Metazoa; Mollusca; Bivalvia; Venerida; Veneridae
Exons: 3
Coding region: 84-893 (269 amino acids)
Molecular function (GO): protein binding
Source: RefSeq, a predicted model, not a curated record